AUGAUGACGGCAUCCGACUCAGCACGUGUGAUCAACCAGUUCAAACAUUAUCCGUACCUCAUUUCCAAGUGGCUAGACCCUCUUCUUGCUGUUGGAAUGGGUGUUUCUGCGUACUACCUCUACGAGAAACGAGUUGGCAGACCAGAGGGCCACACCUUGAACGAGCUCCUCUUGGAGAAGCUCAAGAAGAUGAACGUCCUCUAG
Messenger RNA from Pichia kudriavzevii, 204 nucleotides. RefSeq lists its product as uncharacterized. The record is from RefSeq and is a predicted model, not a curated record. The transcript has a single exon. The coding region runs from base 1 to 204 and encodes 67 amino acids. Gene Ontology annotation, biological process: protein secretion. NCBI's taxonomy places the organism in Eukaryota, Fungi, Ascomycota, Pichiomycetes, Pichiales, Pichiaceae.